Messenger RNA from Peronospora farinosa, 1770 nucleotides. The record is from the annotation of a GenBank genome assembly. Lineage: Eukaryota; Oomycota; Peronosporomycetes; Peronosporales; Peronosporaceae.
AUGGAUCAUACUCCUCAUCCACGAGAUUGUCGACUCCCUCGUGCUCAUUUAAAAUCACGUCAUCAACGACCUCCUCCAGCCGUAGUCACUAAUACGGUCGAAUUACAGACACUCGUGGCUUUUUCAGCCCUUGAACAACGGACGGUUGCUCUGUCUCAGGAUGAAAUCCAAGUCUGUUCUCGGCUGGUGGAACUUCUAUUGACUGAUACUUUACAGGCCUAUGAUCAAAUGGAUCGUCAAGUUUUAUCGCACCACUGGAAAUUGCUCAAGAAAAACGAUCAUUUGACAAUUUACAAGCAACGGAAGGAAUUUGUACUCGAAAAGGCUCGAAAACUUGCUCCAAAGGGUCAUUGUCACUCAAAUGAGACGGAGCUACCACUGCUUCUUGUAACAGGUCACUUGGCUGGUCAUGUUAAUGAUGCCAUGUACGGCUUAGUCAGUGCUAAUACACGGACGAUGAGAAUGAACGCUGCUUAUGCUGGAGACCCAUUGGAAGACGCUAAAGUAUUGACAACAAUUGAAGGUCCGACCAUUGAAGAACCUUUUCGUUUUCUUGGACUUAAAUGGGCUGUGCGCCAUGAUGUUAUUUCUGCCUCGUCCUUUGUCAAACGACGAGAUUUAUUGUACUUGGAGGCUACAGGAGUUACCAAGACGGCCAAUGGAGAGAGAAUCGGUUACCGUGUCAUGCACUCGGUGAAUAUCAAGGCUUUGGCUGACUUAGCUGCAACGACUAUUUCCUCUCCGGUCAUUCGUGCAAGAACAUCCAUCGUGCAGUUAUUCCAUCAACAGCCGUCUUUGGAAGGCUCUAGAGGCCUUUCAAGCACGUUAAACGUGUUUACGAGGGGAUACUACGACCCUCAGGGUGGAAUGAUGCACUUUUUAGCAGUCAGUGCAGGUACGGAGCUCCUGCUGCAUAUGACAUUCUCUGUCGUGGACUGUGCACAUCUCAAGAAGAUUGCAUAUGCGGUCCAACGAGCUAGACGGAAACAGAGCGCGGCGAGUCAGCUGCACAAGACAAACUAUGGUGACGAAGGUAUGGGAUGGAUUGAAGAGAUUGGCGAUGAAGAUGUUAUUCGUAUGGAUAACAAAGCUUGCUUGACGAAUUGCUCGCUGUGUGAUCGGCGAUUCGGUAGUUUGUUAAACCGAAGUGGUGUAUCGUGCACUAUUUGUGCUAAGAUGGUCUGUUGGCGCUGCAGUGUUGUCAAGAAGUUGCGCUUCUAUGUAAGAGAUGACAGCAGCAUGCCAGUGGACAAUGGUGUGGAUUUGGGUGAGAUUAUGGGUAUGCAGCACUUUGAGCAGCCCGAGACGUCCCGAGCUUCUACAGAGAGAAGUAGCAGCGACAGUGGUGGUUCCGUCGUUAUGAACGACAUCCGCCGGAAGGCUCUCAAGUUCUGUUUGCCUUGUGUGUUACGUGCCAACCAUAGGAAUGCGUCACAGAUUGUGGUGGAGGAGAUUCUAGAGCAGACGACUUUUGGACUCGUCAGUCCCAGCCGUGCGACGGACUGCCCCAGUAACCAUUCUCGCCCGUCAUCAAUUCGGCGGCGAUCAACUCAGACUGGACAAUUACACAACUUACCACCGUCCUCGCAUGGGUUAAACCAGUUUUCUCAUUACGCGGCAUCUCCUUAUUAUCAGCCGCGUCAGAAAGCUUACAGCAGUGUCGCAUGCGUUCAACAUGGACUAUUUCGCUCAACCUCAGCUUCCCCUCGUGCUUCGCCUCGUGUCAUGCUGUAUGUUGAAGAUCCAACAAUGACGCGCCCCAUUGUUUAA